AUGAGCUUUUGGGGGUGUCAGCUGAAGCCAGGCGCGAAGUUCGAAGUGAAGGCAGAAGAAGGAGGAGAUGUCUUACAUUUAUCGCAGGCAUGUCUGCACCAGCCAACAGCUGGGAAGAACUUCCUGCAGGUUGUGGACGGCGCAAAGUCCUAUUCUAUAGCUUGCCUGCAGAAGGACAAGAGCGAAUAUGCUUCCUUCGAUCUCUUCUUCCGCACUGGAACGUGCUCCUUCCACAACAAGGGCAGUAGCGAGAUGCACCUGACCGGUUACUUUGAACCGGAUGGUAUGCCAGAUGACGAUGAGGAGGAGGAAGAAGAGGAGGAGGAGGAUGAAGAGGAGGCAAAGGCCUCCACCGAAGAAGCUGAAGAAGAAGUGAGUGCCAACGUGCCACUUCAAGCUCGCAGACUGAGGCCUUCCGUGCAGGCACCAGGCAGUCCCCAGACUAAGCAGUUGCCGUGGCUUCGUUGGCUUCAGUCUCUUAUUUUCGGCAGUGACGCCGCGGUGCGUCCGUCGGAGAUCAUUUCACCCAGUAGCUUGAGGGGAGACUCAUGUCAGGGAACAUUUGACUCCACAAUAAGAUCUUUCGCCAUGACGCUGCUCGUUUGCGCAAGUCUUGAUGCCAGCAGCCGAAGCAGAAGCGUGGUCGCAUGA
Messenger RNA from Symbiodinium sp. CCMP2592, 651 nucleotides. The record is from the annotation of a GenBank genome assembly. Lineage: Eukaryota; Dinophyceae; Suessiales; Symbiodiniaceae.